Molecule: messenger RNA, 1725 nt
Organism: Lacerta agilis (Sand lizard)
Lineage: Eukaryota; Metazoa; Chordata; Lepidosauria; Squamata; Lacertidae
Product: BPI fold-containing family B member 3-like
Exons: 12
Coding region: 62-1705 (547 amino acids)
Molecular function (GO): lipid binding
Source: RefSeq, a predicted model, not a curated record
GGACGGCAACAGGUGAGGAGCAUCUUGGGACGCCUCAAGCUGAGUAAGGUACCAGAUCAAGAUGCUAAAGGCUUGGACUGUCCUCCUCCUUUGCGGCCUCCUGCCCUCCACCCAAGCUCUCGCUGACAAUGUCCUUUUGAUGGCCCGGCUGCCUAAGGAUGUCCUGGAGAAUGGCAUCUCAGAUACGCUGGCCAAAGGCAACCUGCUCCAGGGUCUCUUGGGGCAAGUGCUUGGUGGAGACCUUCUAGGAGGCUUGACUGGCGGCGUCCUUGGAGGCCAAGGAGGAGGUCCUCUUGGCUUGGUAGGAGGCCUGGCUGGUGGUGCACUUGGAGGCCAAGGAGGAGGUCCUCUGGGCUUGGUAGGAGGAUUGGCUGGAGGUGCACUUGGAGGCCAAGGAGGAGGUCCUCUGGGCUUGGUAGGAGGCCUGGCUGGAGGUGCACUUGGAGGCCAAGGAGGAGGUCCUCUGGGCUUGGUAGGAGGCCUGGCUGGAGGUGCACUUGGAGGCCAAGGAGGAGGUCCUCUGGGCUUGGUAGGAGGCCUGGCUGGAGGUGCACUUGGAGGCCAAGGAGGAGGUCCUCUGGGCUUGGUAGGAGGCCUGGCUGGAGGUGCACUUGGAGGCCAAGGAGGAGGUCCUCUGGGCUUGGUAGGAGGCCUGGCUGGAGGUGCACUUGGAGGCCAAGGAGGAGGUCCUCUUGGAAUUGUCGGCGGUGCCCUGGGAGGCAAAGGAGGUCUCCUCGGUGGUGUCCUUGGACGUGAAGGUCUCCUUGGCUUGAAGUUGGUGGACAUCGUCCUUCCUAAGGUCUCACUGAAAUUCUUGAAAGGCGUUGGGGUCGGACUGAACAUCUAUACCAAAGUUGCUCUCAAGGGAGAUACGCUUUUGGGUGGGCUUCUGAAUCUUCUGGUGGAAGUGAACGUCACAGCAAACGCACGUCUGGUCCAGGACAAGUCAGGCACUCCCAUCCUAGUUGUGGAAAACUGCAAGACCAACUUGGGUGGCAUUCAGAUCCUGUCUGGGUUCCUUCCACUCAACUUGGACAGGGUCUUGACGAAUCUCCUGAGCAAUGUCAUCCCUGGAGUGCUGUGUCCAGUUGUAGAUCUUGUGCUGAAUAUUGUGAACACCCUUCUUGGCACAGUCAACAGCGUCUGCCCAUUCGGUACGCUGGGGAAACUACAUUACACCCUGGCUGGCCUGCCGUGGUUCAGCGAUGAACAACAAAUUGUGCUGAAUGUGAAUGUCUUAGUGCUUGAUAAUGAAGGCAACUCCAUCAAGCUUCCCCCAACCCAGCUGCCCUCUCUUCCUCCAGCUGGGGACCACACUUCCCAGUUGCUUCUCUCUGGUGACCUCAUCUCCUCCUUGCUGCAGCUGGUGGUAAAGAACGGGCAGCUCAACACAGACAUCACUGACCAAGCGCUCCAUGGAGCCGUCCCACUGACAACGUCCGCACUUCAAUCUGUGCUACCUCAGCUGUCCCGGCUGCUGCCAACAAGCCUGCCCCUGGUGGUCAAGAUCCGGAUCAGCGACGUUCCGGGAGUGUCUUUGCAAAACGGGAAGCUGACAGUGACCCUUGCCGCUGCCGUUGAUGUUUUCGCCCUCGCAGACUCCGGCCCUGAGCUUCUCUUUGGGUUGAAUGCUCAAAUCGGCUUGAGUGGAUCUGUCCGCAUUUCAGGAGCAAAAUUGGCCGUCUCCUUAUCUCUUGACAAGUAAGUGGAUCUUGAUGCUCUAGA